GUCAUCGAUUACUUGUGUCCCCAAAACGGAUGAUGUUGGUGAAUUGGGGUUACAGCCUUGAUUGAAUGUUGUUCUUGUUUUACUUUUAGGGUUCUUGGUUUGUUUCCAAAAGGAUCCUUCUUGUUUUUUCAACUUUUCAUCUUUGAGUUGUUUGUUUAGUUUUAGGACCAUACACUUCCAUCAAGUAUUAAGUAUUCAAUAGUGAAAACUAGGAGAAUAAAGAAUCAUUUUUGGCAACAAAAUAGCUGAAAAGCAAAACAUAUAUUGCAAUAAUCAAUAAAAUCCAACUACAACAAGUAAAUGGAAAUCCCUGUUUCUAAGAAUGGGACAAAGGGCAAGCAACUAGGAGUCUCUCAACCAAUAUCUUUGAGGGGUCCCACAGAUUUCGACAUUGCCAAAACCCGCGAACUUGAAAAGUAUUUAGUUGAUGUGGGCUUGUAUGAGAGUGUGGAAGAAGCUGUGAGCAGGGAACAAGUUCUUGGGAGAUUGGAUCAGAUUGUGAAGAUUUGGGUUAAAUCUGUAAGUCGUGCCAAGGGUUUGAAUGAACAACAAGUACAAGAGGCGAAUGCUAAGAUAUUCACCUUUGGUUCUUAUCGGCUUGGGGUGCAUAGUUCUGGCGCUGAUAUAAAUACACUAUGUGUUGGGCCACGACAUGUAACACGAGAAGAUGAUUUUUUUGGUGAACUCCAUCGAAUAUUGUUGGAGAUGCCUGAAGUGACAGAGUUGCAACCUAUUCCUGAUGCUCAUGUUCCAGUGAUGAGAUUCAGGAUCAAUGGGGUUUCAAUAGACCUUCUAUAUGCAAGACUCUUACUUUGGGUUAUCCCUGAAGACUUGGACAUCUCUCAAGAUUCGAUAUUGCAGAAUGCUGAUGAAAAAACUGUUAGAAGUCUAAAUGGCUUGCGUGAUACUGACCAGAUUCUACAUUUGGUACCAAAUGUCGAGUCUUUUCGCAAAACAUUGAGAUGUAUGAAAUUUUGGGCGAAGCAAAGGGGUAUUUAUUCUAAUAUUGUAGGGUUUUUAGGUGGUAUUAAUUGGGCACUUUUAGUUGCUCGUGUAUGCCAGUUGUAUCCCAAUGCUCUUCCCAGCAUGCUGGUGUCUCUAUUUUUUAAGGUUUAUACACAUUGGCGUUGGCCUAAUCCUGUAUUGCUAUGUGGCAUUGAAGAAGGACCUUUUGAUCUGCAAGUUUGGGAUCCACGGCGGAACCAUAUGGAUAGGCUCCACUUGAUGCCUAUCAUAACCCCUUCAUAUCCUUGCAUGAAUUCCAGCUAUAGUGUGUCAUCAAGUACUUUGUGUAUCAUCACAGAAGAAUUUCAGCGGGGAAAUGAAAUAUGUGAGGAUAUGGAGGCUAACAAUACUGGAUGGGACACCCUGUUUGAACCUUAUCCAUUUUUUAAAGCACACAAAAAUUAUUUGCAGAUUGAAAUUGCAGCUGCAGCAGCAGAUGACCUCAUGAAGUGGAAAGGAUGGGUUCAGUCUCGUCGUCGUCAACUUACACUGAAGAUAGAGAGGGACACUUACAAUAUGCUUCAGUGCCACCCUCACCCAGGGGAGUUUUCAGAUAAAUCCAAACCCUUCCAUUGCUAUUACUUCAUGGGUCUUCAACGUAAGAAAGGAGUUCCAACAAAUGAAGGUCAGCAGUUCGAUAUAAGGAUGACCGUAGAGGAAUUUAAUCAAUCUGUUGGAUUGUAUACACAUUGGAAGCUAGGUAUGGAAAUGAAUGUAAGUCAUGUGAAGAGAAAAAACAUACCAUGUUUUGUAUUUCCUGAUAGUGUUCGGCCUGUAAAGGCUUCGGUCCAUACUGAGAAAGACAAGACAAGUGACGAAGGCACAUCAGAGAGAAUAGAAUAUCAGAAAAAGAGUAAGAGGGAAGUUGAUAAUGUGGAGAACCUUUCUAUGAAUCUUAUGUCUGGCCUUUCAUUAAAUGAUUGAUGAACCUUUGUAUUAGGGUGCCCUCCAGAAAAAGAAAGAAAAGGAAACUGUGUUUUAUGUGAUUA
Molecule: messenger RNA, 1994 nt
Organism: Impatiens glandulifera
Lineage: Eukaryota; Viridiplantae; Streptophyta; Magnoliopsida; Ericales; Balsaminaceae
Product: nuclear poly(A) polymerase 1-like
Exons: 10
Coding region: 301-1929 (542 amino acids)
Cellular component (GO): nucleus
Molecular function (GO): RNA binding; poly(A) RNA polymerase activity
Source: RefSeq, a predicted model, not a curated record